Molecule: messenger RNA, 1371 nt
Organism: Nakaseomyces glabratus
Lineage: Eukaryota; Fungi; Ascomycota; Saccharomycetes; Saccharomycetales; Saccharomycetaceae
Gene: APM1
Product: Apm1p
Biological process (GO): vesicle-mediated transport; intracellular protein transport
Cellular component (GO): clathrin-coated vesicle; clathrin adaptor complex
Molecular function (GO): clathrin-cargo adaptor activity
Source: RefSeq, a predicted model, not a curated record
AUGGCAUCUGCGAUAUAUUUUUGUGACAACAAGGGUAGACCUCUUUUAUCGAGAAAGUAUAGAGACGACAUACCGUUCUCGGCCAUAGAUAGGUUUCCUAUCCUCCUCUCAAAUUUCGAAGAAGAGACAAAUCUGAUACCUCCUUGUAUCGAGCACAAUGGUAUACAAUUCCUAUUCAUCCAACACAAUGAUUUAUACCUUGUAGCAAUUGCUACCUCAAUUUCAUGCAAUGCUGCCCUAAUUUUUAGCUUUUUACACAAAGUUAUCGAAGUACUUUCUGAGUAUCUAAAAGCGGUUGAAGAAGAAUCCAUUAGGGAUAAUUUUGUUAUCAUAUAUGAAUUACUAGAUGAGAUGAUGGAUUAUGGGAUUCCGCAAAUCACAGAGCCAAAGAUGUUGAAACAAUACAUUACCCAAAAGUCUUUCAAACUGAAGAAAGCAGCCAAAAAGAAGAGAAAUGCUGCUAGACCUCCAACAUCACUAACAAAUUCUGUAAGUUGGCGUCCUGAAGGUAUAAAACACAAGAAAAACGAGGCAUUUCUGGAUAUUAUCGAGUCGAUCAAUAUGCUAAUGACUCAGAAGGGACAAGUCUUGAGAUCAGAGAUAAUUGGUGAGGUUAAAGUAAAGUCAAAGCUUUCAGGUAUGCCCGACUUGAAGCUUGGCAUAAACGACAAAGGGUUAUUUUCAAAGUAUUUGGAAGGUGAUGAGAACGGUGUUCCUAUAGCACCAGAUGACAGUAGUGUUGAUGAGUCCAAACCUAAAAAGAAGAGAUCAAACAAUAUGGAACUUGAGGACUUGAAAUUUCAUCAAUGUGUUCGUUUAAGCAAGUUUGAAAACGAAAAGCAAAUUACCUUUAUACCACCCGAUGGAGACUUUGAGUUAAUGAGCUACAGAUUAUCUACGGCAAUCAAACCACUAAUUUGGUGUGACGUCAAUAUUAAAACUCAUUCCAAAUCAAGAAUAGAAAUAUUUUGCAGAGCCAAAGCUCAGAUAAAGAAGAAAUCAACAGCCACUAACGUGGAGAUAUUAAUUCCAGUUCCUGAAGACGCAGAUACUCCAGUAUUCAAAUACUCACACGGGUCUAUUAAAUACGUGCCUGAAAAGAAUGCAAUCUUAUGGAAAAUUAGAACAUUCCCAGGAGACAAGGAAUAUUCUAUGGCGGCUGAAAUGGGCCUUCCAUCUACCAAUGCUGGAGAAGAAUCAGAAAAGUUAAAAAGACCAGUGCAAGUCAAGUUUCAAAUACCUUAUUUCACCACAUCCGGCAUUCAGGUACGCUAUCUGAAAAUUGAAGAAAAAAAUCUUCAAUACAAGAGCUAUCCUUGGGUUAGAUAUAUUACUAAGAGCGGUGAUGACUAUACAAUUAGACUCUCUUGA